This is a messenger RNA of Tilletiopsis washingtonensis, 1011 nucleotides long. RefSeq lists its product as hypothetical. Lineage: Eukaryota; Fungi; Basidiomycota; Exobasidiomycetes; Entylomatales. Gene Ontology annotation, molecular function: ornithine decarboxylase inhibitor activity. Gene Ontology annotation, biological process: positive regulation of protein catabolic process. The transcript has a single exon. The coding region runs from base 1 to 1011 and encodes 336 amino acids. The record is from RefSeq and is a predicted model, not a curated record. Gene Ontology annotation, cellular component: nucleus; cytoplasm.
AUGAGCAGCGGCCUCCCCGCCCGCGCCGCCGCCGUGCCUUUCUUCGGCCGCAGCGCCGCAGACAUGCUGCCGCUCUCGCCGCCGCCCACGCCGCCCGGCAGUCCUCCUCUGCGCGCCACUGCCGGGGCUGGGCCGCCGGUCGCUGCGGGGCUCGAGGCUCUGAGCGACGCCACUCGGCGUCUCUCCAUCUCGCCCACCUCGACGCUGAGUGCCUCGAGCAGCUCGGUGCGCAGUCGCGUCUCGCGCCGUAGCAGCAGUAGUCACUCUGUGCGCUCUGCAGGCAGCAGUGGCAGCAGCAGCAGCAGUGCAGCCGUCGCUGCUUCUCUCCUGCGCGCCGCAGCCGCCACGGUGGCAGUGACGCGGGAGCGCGUGCCGCCUUCGCAAGAUGCUUCGUCUGCUUCUGCCUCGACACAGCUGCUGCGUGCAAGCACGUCGCCAACAUCACCUGGCAGUUCGGCCAUCUGCGUCAAGUCUCCCUCGCCAACGUCCAGCUCCGCAUUGGCCGCCGCAACCGCCGCGGCCGAGGCGCGCGGCAUUCUCAUGCCCGCGACGCCCGAGCCUACGCCUACGACGAUGUCGCCCGCCGAUCUCCUCCGUCAUCAUCCCACCGCCUCUGCGCUGCAGUUCCUCUCGGCUCUCUACCCCGAGAUGCCCAAUCCGCCGCCUCACGAGCUCGGCGUGGCGCAAGACGCCAGCAUCGAGCUCGUCUGCGGCGUCGGCUGGACCGGCGCACUGCUCGUCGCCGGCACGACGCAGCGCACGCUGCACGUGCUGCUGCCCGCGACGCUGCGCGACGGGCCGCUGCGCGACGACGUGCUGGCGCUGCUCGACUACGCAUGCGAGCGCCUGCGCGCCAGGCGCGUCGUGCUUGCGCUGCAGCGCAAGGAGAUGCGCGACUUUGGAGCGGUGCUGCAUGGCCUCUGCUAUGUCGGCGCCGUCGUCGUGGCGAAUGGCGGACACGCAAUGCUCAGCCCGAAAGAGGGCGUCGUGCUCGCUGCCAUCGACCUCUAG